This is a messenger RNA of Amphibalanus amphitrite, 1099 nucleotides long. Its product is annotated as CHH-like protein. The transcript is spliced from 3 exons. Gene Ontology annotation, cellular component: extracellular region. The record is from RefSeq and is a predicted model, not a curated record. The coding region runs from base 178 to 549 and encodes 123 amino acids. Gene Ontology annotation, molecular function: neuropeptide hormone activity. Gene Ontology annotation, biological process: circadian rhythm. NCBI's taxonomy places the organism in Eukaryota, Metazoa, Arthropoda, Thecostraca, Balanomorpha, Balanidae.
AGGCCGAGGGGGCAGGUUAUCCCGCAAUGUGGACCGAGGGGGCCGAACGGGGACCGACUGGCCAGGUAUAUAGCCAGCUUUGGAGGAUGGGACAGCAGUCGGCACCAAGGUGGUUGAGCUCUCGGAGGCACCAGCAAGUAGCCGUCUCCACUUGGCAUCAGCAGGGAGUCGAACAGGAUGUCGUCUCGUCGCGCUGGAGCUCCUCUGCUGGUCAUGUCGGCGCUGUGUGUCGCCCUGUGGGCUCUUCUGGUGUGCCCACCCGGGGCCGAAGCGCUGCCCCCGCUAGGACGCCAGGUCGGCCGUCCGUACACGGCGCUCGAGUUCCAGGACCUGGAGUGUGGCGGCAGGUUCGACCGCUCGCUGGUCGCCCAGCUGACCAUGGUGUGCCGGGACUGCGAAAAACUCUAUCAGCACCCUGAGGUGUUUGGACUCUGCAGGCACAAGUGUUUCUCGUCCAAGUACUUCGGAGGAUGUCUGGAGUCUCUCCAGAUCACCGAACCAGAGGUGGUCGCCGACAUGGACGAGGCCGUUCGGAUUCUCAAGGGCUAGACUUGGUCGAUAUUCGUCGUCUACAGAAUACUAAGAGCACUCAAAUGCAUGCCGACAUUCCUCAAAAGUGGCAGCUGAAGUAAGAUAAAUGUGCAGUGUGCAUUCAACCCAAACAUCCCACCGUAUAUGUUAUGCAUCUAUGUUUACCUCAUUGUCUGUUAAUUAUCAUUGUCUUCACUCUUCACUAUCCGCAACGCCAGUGAAUCAUUUCGAAGAUACUUGUGCCCGAAUAAUGCUGCAGCAUUCCUGCAUAUGACACGUGGUUUAUUCUUCCAAAGAUUUUCGACUGUGAUCAUUUCAGAGUUAUGCAUUGUGAUAAGCAAUUUCACUGAGGAAGCACAUUAGUCUGAUGACCCCUUCGCUAUGAGCCUGAAAGGAACUGAGUUGAACACUCGUAGACUUUUGCUUCGUCCGCAUAUGAUGCUCGAUUCGUCUCCUUUACAAGGCGUUCAAGUUAGGGCGUGAUUAGUCAUGGUAUUUGCGAAAUAACAUGAACUAAAUAUAUGCGACAUUACUCUGCGUUCUACUUCAUAUAAUUGAUUGUUUAAUG